Amyelois transitella is the source of this 2865-nucleotide messenger RNA. Its product is annotated as ionotropic receptor 75a-like. The coding region runs from base 7 to 2865 and encodes 952 amino acids. The record is from RefSeq and is a predicted model, not a curated record. The transcript is spliced from 17 exons. Gene Ontology annotation, molecular function: ligand-gated monoatomic ion channel activity. Gene Ontology annotation, cellular component: membrane. NCBI's taxonomy places the organism in Eukaryota, Metazoa, Arthropoda, Insecta, Lepidoptera, Pyralidae.
GACUUCAUGAACGCUACUAGAGUCAUAAAAUUUACAAAUACCUGGGGAUAUUUUAUAAAUGGCUCAUGGAAUGGUAUUGUUGGACAUUUUGUACAAGGGGAAGCAGAUGUUGGAGGAACGGUAAUGUUUAUAAACGAAGCUCGUCUCGGCGUUGUCCAGUUUCUGUGUCAGCCUACAACUCUCAACGUAGACUUCGUUUUCCGGGAGCCUCCGUUGUCGUACAAUAGCAACCUGUUCCUGUUGCCCUUUAGUAGUGUCGUCUGGAUGUGUAUCGGUGCUCUUGUUAUGAUAUUGACGGUGAUCACUUACGUCAAUGCUUAUUGGGAAGCGAUUAAAAUUAAGAAGCACAUUAUGAAGUCUUCAAAUCAUACAACACUGAAACCAAAUAUUAGUGACAUAGUUGUUCUCUUGAUAAGUGCCAUGUGUCAACAGGGAAGUACUAUAGAAUUGAAAGGUGGAGUAGGUCGACUGAUAAUGUUCCUGAUAUUCCUCUCGUUCCUAUUUCUGUAUACCUCUUAUUCUGCAAGCAUAGUCGCCCUUCUGCAAUCCAGCUCAAACAGCAUUCACUCAUUAGCUGAUCUUUACAACUCCAAAAUGGAACUUGGCGUGGAAAACUUACCCUACAAUAUAUAUUACUUCACGUCAGCAAAGGACCCUCUAAGAAAAGCAAUUUACGAGAACCGAGUGGCACCAAAAGGACGCAAGCCAAAUUAUUUAACUUUAGAAGAAGGUGUUAAGAAGCUACAGGCUAAACCAUUUGCAUUCAACAUGAACGUCGGAGUUGGAUACAGACUGGUGAACAAAUAUUUCUUAGAGCAUGAGAAAUGCGGCUUACAACAAAUCAAUUUUAUCGAUAACAGUCAACCAUUCGUUGCUUGCCCCAAGUAUUCUCCAUAUGUAGAAAUUUUUAAAGUUGGGUUACAAAGAAGUGUUGAACACGGUUUAAUCGAUCGUAUUAAUCGUAUAAUCUUCUCGAAGAAGCCACAAUGUACGAACCGAGGUGGCCAGUUCAUAUCAGUCAACAUAUUGGACUUCUACCCUAUACUUUUAAUGCUACUUUACGGCAUGGUGCUUUCAAUCGUAAUUUUAUUGAUUGAAGUGGUAGUCCAUCAUAAAUAUACACAAAUAUGUUAUAAAAAAGCCCGCUUUAUUUCUGACCUAAACUCCAUGGAACCGCCAAGGAUGGUUCGUUUUAUGAAGACUGAUCUACCUUCAGAUGACUAUACUCGCCGAGAGCACUUGAUGUUGGUUGCUGAUGUGAAUUGCCCGAAUAUCAAAACCUUUUUCAAGCAGGCUGGCGCUACGAAAAAACUAGCUUUUCCAUAUCGCUGGAUCAUAGUUGGAGGGACUUCAAAUGACAGUAUAGUACCAUCUUCAGUUUACAGUCUAAAUCUUUUGUCCGAUUCAGAAGUUAUUGUAUCCCAUAGAAAUGAUGACUAUUCCUUUACACUAUACAUGAUUUAUAAAAUGAGGAUCAAUAGUAAUUGGGUCUAUGAAGAUUGUGGAAUUUGGACGAAUGUAAAUGGUUUUAAAAAAUCGAAAAUAUUGGAACAUUCUAUACCAACGAGAAGGAAAAACUUCGAAGGAAAUACUAUUGUCACUGCUAUGGUGAUACUAAAUAAUAAAACAAUGUCUGAUCCCUACGAUCUUCGUGAUAUACUAACAGACACUGUGUCCAAGAGUGGCUUUCGGCAGACUGAUGCGUUAUUUUUUUAUCUGAACGCCACCCGGCAACUCGUUUUCAGCGAGACCUGGGGUUAUUACAGGAAUGGCAGCUACGAGGGAAUGGUCGCUGAAAUGACCCAAGGAAAUGCUGAAUUAUCAUGUACAGUCCUUAUCACAACGGCGGAUCGCAUAGAAGUAGUAGACUACUUAUCAUCCCCGACGCCAAUCUCGAUCAAAUUCGUGUUUCGGCAACCCCCGCUCUCCUACCAAAAUAACCUGUUCCUGCUGCCUUUCAAGACCAGGGUGUGGUAUUGCAUCGGAGCUUUUAUACUAAUGCUGAUUUUCAUCAUAUAUGUAAAUGCCUCUUGGGAAAAGAAGAAACUGGAGCAAUGCAAAUCGGAAGCCGUUGAUCAUACAAUGUUAACACCAAAUGUAAAUGAUACUACAAUGCUUGUAAUAGCUGCCAUCACUCAGCAAGGAAGUUCUAUUGAGCUAAAAGGAACCCUAGGUCGUCUCGUCAUGUUUUUACUAUUUCUCGCUUUUCUGCUUCUUUAUUCGUCGUAUUCGGCCAGUAUUGUCGCUCUUCUACAGUCUAGAUCUAACCAGAUUCGGACUUUGACGGAUCUCCUCAACUCCAAGUUAGAAUUGGGCGUAGAAGAUACACCUUACAACAGAUAUUUUUUUCCGAUAGCUACAGAACCAGUAAGAAAAGCAAUAUACCAAACUAAGAUUGCUCCCCGUGGUACAAAACCAAAAUUCAUGAGUCUGGAAGAAGGUGUGAAAAAGUUGCAGAAGGAACCAUUUGCAUUUAAUAUGAACAAAGGAAUAGGAUACCGUCUUGUGGACAGGUAUUUUCAUGAGCACGAGAAAUGUGGUCUACAAGAAAUAGGCUAUUUGUAUGACACCAAAACCUAUAUAACUUGCCGGAAAAAUUCUCCUUACCGUGAAACGUUCAAAAUUGGCCUAUUUAGAAUUCAAGAGCAUGGGCUAAGCGAUCGGGAGAACCGUUUGAUCUACGCCAGGAAGCCGGCUUGCAUAGCUCGCGGAGGUAGCUUCGGUUCCGUCAACAUGGUGGACUUUCACCCUGUAGUGUUGAUGUUGUUGUACGGCAUGGCACUCGCCUUCACCCUGUUGUUGUUGGAAAUACUAGUACAUAAAAAACAACAACAGUAUUGGAAUCGGACACAAUUACAUUCAUGA